Molecule: messenger RNA, 1310 nt
Organism: Xenopus tropicalis (tropical clawed frog)
Lineage: Eukaryota; Metazoa; Chordata; Amphibia; Anura; Pipidae
Gene: lmntd2
Product: lamin tail domain containing 2
Exons: 7
Coding region: 83-769 (228 amino acids)
Source: RefSeq, a predicted model, not a curated record
UGCCUAGUUGCUAUAGAAAACAUCAACAAUAAUGGCUUGUACAUUAGCAUAAGUAUACGACGAGCACAGGAGAAAAAAACUAAUGGAAACUGGACAUUUUUUAAGGUCUCCUUGUCCCCUAAAGAUUGUUGAGGUGAAUCCUUUCGGCCACUUUGUCAGGAUAUGGAACUCCUCCCCUUUCUGCCAUGUUGAUCUUAGUGGCUACAUCCUCUGGCAGCUAGAAGGGAACUAUCCAGUCUCUGUCUACCGCUUCCCACAAAACAUAUUUCUUCCUGCCUGUCAGCAUGUUACGGUUUGGGCAUCUGCUUCCAAGGUUUCCCAUAACCCUCCUACAGACUUAAGAUGGAAAGGAAGGCUGUACUUCAGAACCAACCCCCAAUGUAUCACAGUCCUUUCACGCCCAACUGGUCAGUUUCUCUGCCUCCAGCCGGUAGCCUCAUACAGACCCCUUCACUCUCUCCCAGGGGGGAUCCCAGAUGAGACUGGAAAGUGUGUUCAAGAGGAGGAAACAAGAAACCAUUUAGAAGAAGAACAGGAAUCUGUCAUAAAGCCAAGUUGGACUCCUGGAGCUUGGAGCCCAAUUAUCCCCAGAACCACAUCAGGUCAGAUUCAGGCAAGGAGGCCCCCAACUUUUGUUACCAGUUACCCAUCCAGGUUAAAUAAAAAUAGUCCAUUUGUGAAACUUUUGGCUCAAACAUCUGCCCGAUCCAAGCAUGGCUUUCCGUUCCUCAGUCAUGUGCCUUUCACUUGUGAUCUCCUGAGAUGGUAACCAGCAGGCUGAUUGCUCUCGAUGGGAGACCCAAGCCUCUUCCAGAUGCUUCAUUUUGUACAAUGGGGCCUUAUUCUAAUAAAUGGAUGUUGGGCCCAAUUCUACCCAACACAGUGGGCUUCCCUAUAGUUUGGUCACUACUGUAUCUCUGCUCUUAGGUCUGUUGGGUUGGGUGGGAAUGCAUUCUGUCCAGCUCCAAGCUUAAGUUCUCAAAGCCCUUCUAGGAUGUUGGUCUGGAUUCUCUAAAGCCAAUUUAUGCUCUGAUUGUGCCCAGAACAUUUGAUUGUAAAUUCCUUGGAACAGGCCCUUCUGCUGUUGUUUCUGCCCUGUUAGUUCAUUGUUGCAAUUCCCCUGCCUAUAAUGUUACUGUACAGUUCUCAAUUAUUUGUUGCUACAUGUAAAUACCUCAACAUACCUGGAGAGUUUUGUCUUUUUAACAGCUUUAUUUGGAUCUGAACCCAUACAUUGACCCAAAAUAUGUAUUUUCGUGUUUUGAGUGUUUACAUUAACUGUGCAUUCAAUAAAUACAUUUCCAUCUGUU